AAAAACGAGAAAAAGCAAAGGAGGCAACGCCGAGACCGACGUAGUCAAACCCUUAUUAGAAAGGCAUAUGAAAUAAGUCAUCUUAGUAAUGCCGACAUCUUUCUCGGCAUCAGGCUUCGAGAUACUGGCCGGAUGAGGACAUUCUGUGCCGAUAGCAGCGGCAUUUGGUACUCUUGUGUAUCACAGCUGUAUUCGUUUUAUCCUAUCCCUGAUAAAAAAACGCCAAAUGAUUUC
Messenger RNA from Talaromyces proteolyticus, 234 nucleotides. RefSeq lists its product as uncharacterized. The transcript has 2 exons. The record is from RefSeq and is a predicted model, not a curated record. Gene Ontology annotation, molecular function: protein dimerization activity; DNA binding. The annotation marks the transcript as partial. NCBI's taxonomy places the organism in Eukaryota, Fungi, Ascomycota, Eurotiomycetes, Eurotiales, Trichocomaceae.